Messenger RNA from Ectocarpus siliculosus, 1368 nucleotides. The record is from the annotation of a GenBank genome assembly. NCBI's taxonomy places the organism in Eukaryota, Phaeophyceae, Ectocarpales, Ectocarpaceae.
AUGUGGUCGGACGCACAUCAAACCGUGAAGGAUUUUUUUUCGCAUGCUGCCAAGGUGCAAAAUGCCUGGCUUGAGAGCGAGAAGCUCGCCGAUCAGCAGCGGGGAAAAAACAAGGCGAAAGGUAACAAGGAUAUCCCGGCGGGCGAAGGCGGUAGCAGCGUUAGCGAUGGCAAGGAAAAGCGAACCGAACGGACAACGGCACCUAUGAAAGCAGCAGCAGCAGCAGCAGCAGCAACAGUAGACGCAGAGGCGCAGAGCAAGACGACCAAAGAUGCGCCAAAGGGGAAGCAGGUUGCGCGAAAAGCCACACCAGACCAACCCAGGCACGAAGAACCCGAGGACCUGGCCAACAGCAGCAGCGGCAGCAGCAGCAGCGCGUCGGAGACCAUUGGGGCAAGCGUGAGGAAGAAGAUCGCCCCCCCAAAGCGUAAAGCGUCCCCGCCGGAGGGCGAACCUUCUGCUGCUCGCAAAUCGUCUGCCCCGAACACUACGGUAGCUGCGGCAGAGGCCAAGACCGCAGAUACACGUACCCCUGUCACAGGAGCAGGUUCUUCGGCGUCGGAAGCUGUGGGCAGCAGCGCCGAAGGCGCCGGCCAUGCCACUAAAACCGUUGGUCGAGACGGCGGGGGGAGGGUAACCUCACAGGAUAACAGCACAAACAGUGGCAAGGAUGCUGCUGCUGCUCCUUCUGGCGUUGUCAGCGGCGGAGGAACGAGAGGGGCAGGAACCAGCAGUGCCGCUCCCGAUACAUCGAAGGUGAAAGGACCCACUCUCAAGAGGAAGAGGAGGAGCGAACCCUCAGACAAAACAGGGACAGCCAAGACAUCGAAAGAGAGCGAUGUCGGCGGCGGCAGCGCGAGUGCCAAGGGUAUCCGCGGGGAUCGUGGCAGCAAGAGCAAGGUCGCCAAGUUUCCAGGGUACCUGGACAGCGAUGACGUGUCCGAGAAGGUCCUCUUCGGCCUGCCGCGCGGGGAAAAAUGUCCCAUCGACGUCCUGUGGGAGGUGGAAGUGCAAAAAAGCGGGCGGAAGACUGAGCAGACAGAGUCGUGGUUCACCUCUGUUGUGGAUCUGACGAAGUCUCUUGGGACGGAUGAGGCAGGUCGCCCGAAGUUUCGCAUCAACUACGCCCGGCGAGGCAGUCUCUCCGCUUCUAAGAGCAUUGUGGUCUUUCUGACCGACAGUGAGCUCCGAGACAACCUCCAGGACGAGUCUGAAGAACCACUGCUAUGGAGAAAGAAGGGGUGUCAGGUUGCAUCCAAGCCGGCCGCCACAUCUUCUCCUCGACCGAGCAGCGCCGGAAGCGAGGGUGUAGACCAGGAGGAAGAGUGGGCGGACGGAUUCGGAAUGAAAUCAUUUCGGGGACGGUAA